GUAGAAUUUUCCUGCGAUAACUCUGCACGUGUUAUCUCCUUUUCGCUCACAUUUGUUUUGUAUUAGUGUUUGUGGUUCCGGGUGAGCGCUUGUUGAACGUGUAUUGUAUAGAAGAGUGAAGUGAAAUAACGCAAUUUGAACAAGUAGGCCUACAUUUGUGUUUUUGGGGUUGAACUUCUCCCUCGGUCGGAGUUCCAGGAUGGCGGCUGGAGGCAGCACCAACGUCGGGCAAGUCGGCGAUGUGGAGGAAGACGCAUCCCAGCUUCUCUUUCCAAAAGAGUUUGAGAACGCAGAGACGCUGCUGAACUCGGAGGUGCACAUGCUACUGGAGCAUCGCAAGCAGCAGAACGAGAGCGCAGAGGAUGAGCAGGAGCUGUCUGAGGUCUUUAUGAAGACCCUCAACUACACGGCUCGCUUCAGCCGCUUCAAGAACAGGGAGACCAUCGCCAGCGUCCGGAGUCUCCUGCUCCAGAAGAAGCUUCACAAGUUUGAGUUGGCCAGUUUGGCUAAUCUGUGCCCAGAGGCAGCUGAGGAGGCCAAGGCUCUCGUUCCCAGUCUGGAAGGCCGCUUUGAAGACGAGGAGCUCCAGCAAAUCCUGGAUGACAUUCAGACCAAGAGGAGCUUCCAGUAUUAGAGCUGCUUCUGUUGAAGAUAGGCAGGAUAACGCGGUUUCUGAGUUCUGAACAUCAACCAAGCAUCUCGGCUUGCUCAGUGGAAACUUGUGCCUGUAGUAGGGCCUGGUCAAUACGAACUCUGUUGAGAGAAGCAGUCUGUUUUUAUAUAAAAGUUUAUAAGGAUGGACCGGUCCCGUGAAGAACCUCUGCAGUUUCAGCUGAAACCCCAGUGAGGGGAGGAAACACAAAAGGAGUCUGUGGACAACAUUCCAUUGACUGGAUUUGCAGGUCAAAGAAAUAGUGUUUCGUUCAGCUGCUGAUGUGCUUUUGAUUUCUUCAAAAUUCUUAGAUUUAGGAGGUGAGGGGCAGUUGAAAACCUUAUAAAAUGUUUAAUACAAUUUAAAAAAUCAAAUAUAGAUACUAGUCUUAGGGGUUAGUUUGAUCAACCUAUAACCUGAUAAGCCACAGACAGAUUUUAAUAGAGCAUUUUACAGCACCCUGGAUUGCUUCAAUCACCUACCUUGGUUAUCUCAGGGAAUUACCCCUAAAAUACUGUAAGUGGUUGAGGCCAUCAAGGGGGAUUCUUAAUAAUCCAACAGUAUCAGGGUACAGGUUUUUUUCCAAUAUACACCUAAAUUUAAAAUUCUCAUAAUUAAGAAAACCUCGCACUGUGGUUUCUGAAUGGUUACAAACAUUCCAAAUCAUGUUAAGCCCUUGUUACACGAGUCAAUUUACUAGCAACUUUUAUCGCCUGCGACCAAAUCCUGUGAGGAUUGCCCUGUGUAACAGCCCUGACAACGUAUUGUCAACGUUCUGGCAACUGCGUGGCAACGCGAUUGCUUAAGUGGACAGCAAUCCUACUCCAAGCAACAGGUUCCAGGCAAUAUCCAGUCAGAGCACUGGUGUGUGUCACGUGAUUCUGUCUGCUACAGUGAAAACAACAGUUGAAAUGGAAAUGAAAGUCGCAAUUACCUGGACUCAGGAGAAAGACAUACUUCUCCUGGAGUUUUAUGAAGAGCACAAAUUCCUCUGGGAUCCGAGGGAUGAACAAUAUUUUAGAAGAGAAAAACGAGAGGCAAAACUCUCUGAAGUCAGUGUGAUUCUAGGCGUUAAUGGCACGGAAACAGCAUAUAACAGUAGGUAUUUUACAGCAUUUAAAGAAAUUAAGAAUUAUCGUUCAUUUUUAUCUACGUGUAGUACUGUAUGUUAAAUUGAGUUUUACAUAUUUGGCUUAUUUGCUUUUGUUCUGUAAACAUUACUCCUUUAUUAUUAGAAUUAUUAGUUGUUCAAUUAUUUAAAGAUGACAGUAAUACUAAAUAGUUGUACUGAUGCUUGGUAUUUGUAAGUAUAUGACCUGAAAACCAGAACCACGUGACGUAGUUCUUAAAUAUGAUUGGAUAUUGCUUGGAUUAAAGGCAAUUUGUAUCGAAUGCGAGUUAACUGUUAGUUAUAUCGUGUAACAGGUCAAAUCCCGCGCGGUGACGUCACAGGCAACACGUUGCUACAAUUUAUGUUGCCAGCGCAUUGACUCGUGUAACAAGAGCCUUACAGCUUCAACACUGAAACAUGUUUAUUUUUAAAGUUAUUUCAUGUGAUACAUAACGUUACAAGAAAAUGAUUUAUAAAUAGAAUAAAACAGUAUCUUAGUUUUAUUUUUGGUCUACAAUAUAUAGUGGAAUCACAUUAUGGUAACCAUACUUGCAUUACUGCUAACUCGGUAGGUUCCUGGUUCAGUUGUGUGUGGAGUUUAAACACUGUUUAUCUACAACACAUUGACUGCAAGGUACUGUACAAGUUAACCCUAGUGUCUACAGCUCCUGUCACCAGAAUCUCAAAAACAUAUUCUCGAUAUUGCACCCAGUCUCAACUUUCUGCCCAUAUUCAUAUUAGCGCACAGUUUUACUGGCCAAAGGUUAAUAAGCGGCCAUGCUCUCCAGACCCCCCAUUCAUUGUUUCUACAUUUUAAAAUAUUAUGUUACAAGUCAAAAACUAUUUGUUUUUCUUAUACACAAUGAAACAAAUGUAGUAUUAUGGACAUAUAUUUUGUUUAGUUUAUUUGUAAUAAAAUUUUUGUCAAAAGUA
This is a messenger RNA of Acipenser ruthenus (sterlet), 2696 nucleotides long. Its product is annotated as DNA-directed RNA polymerase II subunit RPB4-like. Gene Ontology annotation, cellular component: RNA polymerase II, core complex; P-body. Gene Ontology annotation, molecular function: translation initiation factor binding; nucleotide binding. Gene Ontology annotation, biological process: transcription initiation at RNA polymerase II promoter; nuclear-transcribed mRNA catabolic process, deadenylation-dependent decay; positive regulation of translational initiation. Bases 200 to 634 code for a protein of 144 amino acids. The transcript has 5 exons. Lineage: Eukaryota; Metazoa; Chordata; Actinopteri; Acipenseriformes; Acipenseridae. The record is from RefSeq and is a predicted model, not a curated record.